This is a messenger RNA of Dermacentor silvarum, 1723 nucleotides long. Its product is annotated as phospholipase A1-like. NCBI's taxonomy places the organism in Eukaryota, Metazoa, Arthropoda, Arachnida, Ixodida, Ixodidae. The record is from RefSeq and is a predicted model, not a curated record. Gene Ontology annotation, molecular function: lipase activity. The transcript has 7 exons. The coding region runs from base 34 to 1467 and encodes 477 amino acids.
UUCAGAUACUUGUGACAUCAACGUAAUUCUACAAUGCUGCCUCCAGCGCCAGUCAUAUAUAUGUGUGUUAUCUUGUUCUUUGGAUGGUGCGACGCAGGUGCAAUGUCCAGAAACUCGAAAGUAAACACGUUGGAUAAGCUGCAUGAUCAUCCAGGCGACUGGACAGCGGAAAUAUAUACCGUUGACGAUUGGAAUGCAAAUCUCGUGGAGGAUAAUGAGCUUGCUUUGCAAGUGAUUGAGGAAAUCAACGGACUGUCGAAUGACGAAAUUGCUAAAUUGUACAAUAUGUUCAUGGAGCACCACGUCAGGCGGAAGCGUGCUCUUGAACGAGUAGGAAAACUCACAAAGAUUCUUCUAGAUCUCAUAAGAAAGGCAAUCAACGAUCUGGCGAACAUCAUCAUUACGCAUGUCUUCUUAUUUAUGAUCAAGAAGCGCAAUACUCCAAGAUGCCACGAUGGUAUUGGCUGCUUCACUACUGACAAUAGGAUGGGCCUGUAUAUUGGUGGUCCUGACAAACCUGAAGUUGUCGGUACCGUUAUCACUCUCCACUCGUCAGACAUCAAUUACACGAUAAAAGUGGACCACACGAAUUGGAAGCAAAAGUAUGUAGUUAAUUGGAACGUUUACAUAGAUAAGCCACUUUUCGCUUUAAUACAUGGAUUUAACUUCAAGGAUAAAAUUGAAUGGAUGGACGAAAUGAGGGCCGAAUUGAUGCGAAAGGUUAAAUGCAACGUCCUAAUGGUUACGUGGCUAAAUGGAGCACGUAUACCUGAUUAUGCUGCGGCAGCAUCGAACAGUGCUAUGCCCGGUGUCUUGCUUUCAAUGCUGCUUCAAGACAUGGUUGCGACAUCUAAUGGCAGGCUUCAGGCGAAGGAUAUACACGUAAUAGGAUUCAGCUUGGGGGCACAAGCUGCAGGCUUUUGCGGUCGCCAUUUCUACAACGCCACAGGGGAGAAGCUUGGACGCAUAACAGGUCUUGACCCGGCUGGGCCUUUGUUUGACAUCUCGAAUUCGGCCUUGUCCAAGAACGAUGCGACCUUUGUGGACGUAAUACACACAAACGCAGGAACAUUGUUUCAUUAUCAGCUUGGAAUAAAGGGACCGAUAGGGCAUGUCGACUUCUACCCGAAUGGUGGCAGCAGGCAACCAGGCUGUGACGGCUUAGACCUCGGAUGCAGCCAUUCAAGAGCUCGAGAAUUAUUCAAGCAGUCAAUAAAUGCAGAGUGCUUCUUCACAGCAUACCCAUGCGGGAGCGACUGGACGCGACUUGUUGGAAAAGGAGGGGAAGACGACUGGUGGUGCUCUCAAGAGAUGGGCUAUAAUAGCGUCAGGAAACAGGGAAGAGGUAAUUUUUACUUGCAAACGACAGCGGAGGCGCCUUACUGCAUUCAUCCAGUAAUGGUUAUUAAUGGGAAGACGCAUAUCAAUAUAGGAAAGACACCUCAUGGCCCCUAUGUUCCGCUCUGAUUAGGAAUGCCUGGAAUUCAUCUCACAAGACGCCUAAAGUAUACAGAUGCUGUGGUUUACGUAAUUUUGAGCCAUCAAAUCCAGAUAGCGGUCAUUUUUUUUGGCCGAGUCCUUUACGGGGCAUUACUUUGAUACGCUGAAUCAGUGAGCUGUACGUGUUGUAUGAGGCCAAUAAAAUGGGGUGAUUCGGAAGUAUUGAACUUGUUCCAAAAAAGGACAUACAGGUCACGCUAAAUCUUUGAAGUACGCGUGUAUG